Molecule: messenger RNA, 705 nt
Organism: Triticum turgidum subsp. durum (durum wheat)
Lineage: Eukaryota; Viridiplantae; Streptophyta; Magnoliopsida; Poales; Poaceae
Source: the annotation of a GenBank genome assembly
AUGUGUAAGCAUCUUGUUUACAGACCCAGUAACGAGCACGAGCUCAGUUUGCCACCAUUGUUUAGAACCUUCCCGAGCCUAGCCCCCUCGGUCGUUGGAGUGGAAGUAUAUUCAUCCGAAACAGGAGGACGGGUUCGUAAAGAGCAUGAACUGGGUAAUGAUUUUAGCCUUCCCGAUAGGUUGCCAGGUGUCUUUUUCAACGGCUGUCUGCAUUAUCUCACCCACAAGCCUUCUAUUGCCGUGGUGGACACCGAGGGGAAUGCUCGCCGAAACAUACCUGUCCCUGUCCCUGGUGAGCAGUGGUUUGGUUUCAUUCAACUGUCCCAAGGACGUUUGCAUUAUGCCAAUUUUGAGGUAGACCAUGAAGACGAGGUGGUUCGACUAGUGGUUUACGUUCUUGGGGACUAUGACAGGCAACAAUGGACAUUGAAGCAUACCGCUGAAGCCUCACAUGUAGUUGGAUCACAUGGUUUAUAUGAACCUGGAUGGGUAAGUUAUAUUAAUCUUGGAGAAAAGUUUGAGUGGGUUGCAAUUCAUCCAGACCUUAACAUGAUCUUUUACACUGUUGAGUGGGAUAAAACAUUGAUGUCCUAUGAUAUGGAUCGUCGGCAAGUCCAAGAGAUCUGCAUUCUUGGAGAGGACACUCGUGAGACAUAUCUUCCGUAUGUGCCAUUGUUCUCAGAAUCGCAAGCUUUGCACACAUGA